Messenger RNA from Armigeres subalbatus, 3669 nucleotides. RefSeq lists its product as uncharacterized. The transcript has a single exon. Gene Ontology annotation, molecular function: nucleic acid binding; zinc ion binding. The record is from RefSeq and is a predicted model, not a curated record. The coding region runs from base 1 to 3669 and encodes 1222 amino acids. Lineage: Eukaryota; Metazoa; Arthropoda; Insecta; Diptera; Culicidae.
AUGUCGAAGAAGCAGAAGUUGCUUAUGCGCACCAGGGACAACGUGGUCGAAUUUGUCAUGCGCAUCGAGCAGUACCUGAACAGCACCGUUCAGUUCGAUCAUCAGCAGGUCAUCAUACGCAUGGAAAAGCUCGAGCAGAAGUGGAAGGAAUUCGAGGAGGUAAUGGGCGACAUAGAAGGCUUAGAGGACAACGAAGACAACCUAAAAGAACUACAGCAAUUGCGAGUGGAAUUCGAGGAAAAAUAUUACACGGUAAGGGGAGGGUUGGCGAAUAAGUUAGCGAGACAGCAUGCAACACAAAACACACAACCCAAUCACAACACCUCGAAUGUACAAGCUGCGGUUCGACUUCCUCAAAUCAAUCUGCCGGAGUUCAACGGUGAUUUUGAAAAUUGGUUGCCGUUCCAUGACACGUUUGUGGCUUUGAUUGACUCUUCUGCCGAUUUGAGUAAUAUUCAAAAAUUCCACUACUUGCGUGCUUCUCUCAAAGGCGAUGCGUUGAAAUUGGUAGAUUCUUAUUCUAUGAGCGAUGCUAACUAUAGGGUUGCUUGGGAUGGUUUGGUGGCUCGUUUCUCAAACAACUACCUUCUCAAGAAACGACAUAUGAACGCGCUUUUUGAAUAUCCGAGGAUAAAAAAGGAAUCUGCUGUUGCGUUGCAUGAUCUCAUCGAUUGCUUUGAGCGGAACACAAAAAUUUUGGAUCAACUUGGAGAGAAGACCAACGGUUGGGGUGCGAUGUUAGUGCAUUUGAUGGUUUCGAAACUCGACGAAAUUACGCAAAAGCGGUGGGAGGAAAACGUCGCACCAGAAAAGGAGCCUACAUUUACAUCGCUGGUGCAGUUUCUCAAAAAGCAGACUCGAGUUUUGGAUGCAGUUUCUGUUGAUCAGCAUAUAUUCGUUCCGACUACGUCGUCGCCACAUAAUAGUUUCAAGCCUCGAAUGGCCAAGGUUUCGGUCAACUCGGCGACUGAAAAUUUCUCCUCGAACUGUUUUGCCUGCCAAGACAAACAUUGGAUCUCUCGGUGUCCAGCCUUUGCGAAACUUCCUGUUGAUAAAAGGCUGCAACUCACCAACUCCAAGCGGUUAUGUAGUAAUUGUCUGGGACGAAAUCAUUUGGCUCGAGAUUGCCCGUCAAAGUACCGAUGCAAAACUUGCUCGAAGAAGCAUCAUUCGUUGCUGCACCCUGGUUUCCCUGGUUCUGGUUCUGGUCCCUCUUCCAAUAUCUCUCCAGCAGCGAAUGUUGACGUACAGUUACCUGGUCCAUCUUCAUCUGGUGGUGGUUCAAACCCUUCUACUACUGUGGGUCCUUCGACGGCAACAAUAUCAUCGAAUUUGGCGGUAGGAAAUACUAGGUCGCACGUGUUCCUGCAGACGGUGUUGUUGAAGGUGAAAGAUGCAUUGGGAAGGACGCACAUCGCACGAGCUCUCCUAGAUUCUGGCUCGCAGGCUAAUCUGAUGUCAAGGAGACUAUUUCAACUUCUCCGGCUUUCUCGACUGGAUAGGAAGGUGGUAAUAACGGGAAUCGGAGGAUCGCGCAGCCAAUCGGCAUUUGAAGUCUCCACCACAAUAUCUUCACGCGUCCAGAAGUAUUCAAUUGCAAUGGAAUUUCUGGUUUUGGAUAAAGUUACUGACGAUCAACCUUCACGGUCUAUUCCGUUGAUGCACUGGAAUCCUCCUUCCGAUAUAGCUCUAGCGGAUCCGGAAUUUUUUGUCUCGGCUCCGAUCGAUUUAGUGCUGGGUGCUCAAUACUUCUACGACUUUCUAGUACGUGAUGGUGGCCGGUUGCAGGUUCGAAAGUUUGGAAAUGCUCUUCCUGUGUUCGUGCAAACAAUAUUCGGAUGGGUUGCGACAGGUGAAUCCAAAUGCAUGGAUGAAAUAAGCAAUGUCAGUUGUCACGUAGCUAGAAUAGAACCGUUCGAGAAAACUAUCGAAAAGUUUUGGGCUUUGGAGGAACUUUCGAACAAAACACCAUAUUCGCAAGAGGAAGAAGACUGUGAGGCGCACUUCACUAGUACACAUACACGAGACGGUAUGGGAAGAUAUACGGUUCGUUACCCUAAACGCAUGGAUUUCUACGACAUGAUUGGAGAGUCUAAACAAGGUGCGAUACGACGGUUUUCCCAAAUCGAGAAACGCUUGGAGAAAGAUUUUGGUUUGCGUAAGCAGUAUUCAGAUUUCAUGCAAGAAUAUUUGAGUUUGGGCCACAUGAAGUGUAUAGGCGAGGCUAGCGAUCCGCAAUUGGAUGAAGGAAAAACGGUCUGUUAUCUCCCGCACCACCCGGUGUUUAAGGAGUCAAGUUCGACUACCAAGGUGCGCGUAGUCUUUGAUGGGUCUGCUAAAACGUCUACUAAUUACUCGCUGAAUGAUGCUCUGCUUGCUGGUCCAAAUAUACAAGACGAUCUCCUCGACUUGAUGCUCCGUUUCAGAAAACAUGCUGUCGCAUUAGUCGCUGAUGUCACUAAAAUGUACCGACAGAUCAGGGUUCAUGAAGACGACACACCUCUUCAGAGAAUUGUAUGGAGAUUUAGCACUGUAGAACCCCUUCAAGUGUACGAGCUCCAAACAAUCACCUAUGGUUUAACUCCAUCUUCAUUCCUUGCCACUCGAGUUUUGAAGCAACUGGCUUUGGACUCGAAGAACAAAUGGGAUCUUGCUACUUCAGCGGUGCAGGAAGAUUUCUACAUGGACGACUUUUUAUCCGGAGCUGAUUCUGUACCCGAAGCUAUCGAACUUCAAGAAGAAGUGCAAACACUGAUGUCGCAAGGAGGUCUCGAGUUGCGGAAAUGGUGCUCCAACAAGGUGGAAGUUCUGCGUAAGAUUCCCAAGGAACUGUUGGGAGGAGAGGCAACAUUGCACUUCGACGAUCUACAAAAAAUAAAAACGUUAGGAGUAGGUUGGGAGACCGGACCAGACCAGUUUUGCAUCGAGGUUCAACCACCUACACACGAGGGCUAUUUAACGAAACGCAAAAUUUUCUCGACGAUUGCAAAGCUGUACGACCCGCUUGGUUUGGUGUCACCAGUCGUGGCAUGGGCAAAAAUUCAUAUGCAGCAGCUUUGGAUUGCGAAUUCUGGAUGGGACGAUCAAGUACCAAAUGACGUUAUGGUGAAAUGGGAGGAAUUUUCUUCACAAUUACAAUGCCUGGAAGAAUACAAGGUUCCGAGAUACCUUUUCUUGCUGGGAUCAUCAUCGAUUGAAUUCCACGUGUUCACGGAUGCAUCAGAAGCAGGAUAUGGUGCAUGUAUCUACGCACGCUCGGAAGACCAGGAAGGAAACACAAAGAUUCAACUAAUUGCGGCCAAAUCCAGAGUUGCACCACUAAAACGCAUUAGUUUACCGCGACUCGAACUUUGUGCUGCUUUACUUGGGGCUAGGUUGUACGCUCGAGUAUCGAAAGCUUUGCGCAUGGAAGGUACUCGAUGCUGGUUUUGGACAGACUCGACUGUAACUCUGCACUGGAUUCAAGCAACACCAAAUUCAUGGCAAAAUUUCAUCGGCAACCGUACGGCAGAAAUCCAGCAACUAACGCAUGGCCAUUCAUGGAACCACGUGAGCGGAAACGAAAAUCCAGCGGACCACGUUUCGCGGGGAAUGCUUCCCAAGGAAUUGAUCGGAAACACUAUUUGGAGGAGUGGACCAUCAUGGCUAUCACGAGGAAAAAACGACUAG